AUGUCGGCUAUCACAAUCGACAUAUCCGAAGAUGUUUUCAUGCUCGACUCGACAUCAACAGACGUUCACCUCAGCUUCACAGCUAAUGACUCGGAUUUUACUCAAGCCAUUGCUAUACAAAUCAUACCGUUUCUCCUCUUUCUCGACGAUUAUAAAUACCAGCCUUUCAUACCGGGAUUUUUUUCGGCCAUUGGCUCUUCUAUGGGCUUUUCCAUCCAAACGCCAUCCGAGUCGCGUCAAGUCAUAGUCUCCCCUGGAUUCAAUCUAAUCGAUCCACUACCAACCAUGGAUGGCGGACCUUUCGUGUUAACCUUCUAUGAUCCACCGCCUCAACUUGACAUGGCUAAACUUUCUUUUAAAUCAAUAGGAAACGUUCUCGUUCUCGAGUUUCCUAAGGCGGUCGCCAUCAUGGAUGACGUCCUUUCUGACUGUGAUGCAAUCUUCAUAGCAACGGUGGAAGGUGGAAUGGAUGGGGGAGAUGGAGAGGAGUCUCCUGAGAGUAGGAACCUGCUAGGGAUAGGGAGCCAAUGUACGCUGACCAGAAACCGUAAAAUGCUCGAGAUAAUGCUUGGACAGGGAGACAAUCUCAUCAUGCCAGGUGAGAAAAUCGCCGUCCGUAAUGGCACCAUUUAUGGCGCCGGUAAGUACCCUAGCGCAGCGAAAGAGACCAACAUUACGGUAUUAGAGGGGGAUUCCCCUCCAGUGGGUGUGGUCCUACGUGGAGCAACAACAGUGAGCAGCUGCGGCGAUGUGAGCUUAUCUGCACGGGAGAGCACCGGAGGUGCUAGCAGGAGCUUUACCUACCUCUGGAUGGUUUACCCAACAGAUAAUACGAAUCUUACCGAUGCAUUAAGCGAAAUAACAACAUCUCAACUGAAUAUCGAUGGCGGCCUGCUGGUUGAGGACGUGGUCUAUAAAUUCACUGCCUUCGCGACUAACUUCUUAGGAGGAACAGGUGUAGGCUCUAUUGAUGUAGUCCGUACACCAGAAAUGGUACCUGGUCUUAGCAUCGUCCCUACCAUUGAUCCAAAGAGGGUAAUGGUGUCAGAAAGCUUCUAUCUUCAUGCCGAAGUUACGUUCUACUCUGACUGUGAGGGCGCUGAACCCAAGGAGACAGAGUAUGUGUGGACAGUGGACAAUGAUGACGUCACAUUAGACGGAACCACCCAGAAUUCCAGGUCUCUCUAUGUACCGGCUUUCUCACUCCCAGCUGACACCUCUAUCACUUUUACGGUCGCGAUCCAGGGAGUUAAUGGAAGCUCUGGACCUAACAGUACCGUCACAAUCACCACAUAUUCAUCUAAUCCCGUUGCAAUGAUCGUCGGUGGUCGUGAGAGGGAUAUCGGUAUCGGAAGUGGGAUGGUAGAGCUGGAUGGGUCAGCAUCACAUGACCCUGAUCAACCUGGGACUGAUCAUUUAGAGUUCACAUGGAGAUGUGUACAGAUUCCUGAGAACAUCCUCUGUGUAUCGGAGGAGGAUGGGUCUUUCUUUCCUGCACCGGAGCAGCUAGAAUCUGCUUCUGUGUCUUUCAACGCUUCUCAUAUGGCCCCUAACAAGAGCUACGAAUUCACUCUCAGGGUUGCAACGGCAUACAAAGAGAGUCAGGAGACAAGUGUCGUCGUCUGGGCUACGUCGGGCAAUGCUCCGCAGGUUCUCGUGUCCAUACCCGAUUCAGGUCCGGUCGAUUCGACAGAGCCUUUUGCUUUGACGGCUCAUGUUCAUCACGCUACCCCGGUUGCUAUCACAUGGAGUAUUAUCGGUGAAGUCGUCGCUAUGGAGGAUAUGGACUUCACAGGCAGUGCUAGCAACACAGAGCUUGAAGGGUCGACAUGGUCAAUCGUACAUAUCGAAAAAGGUGUUCUACGACCAAACGAAAAAUAUGUUGUCCUUGUGAUGGCUACUGAUGAACAGGGUCAAACCGGUUCAAGCCAGAUGGAACUGGUUGUGGCUAGUGGCGUUUCGUCGUGUCAACUAAAUCUUGAAAGUGGAAAUACUUAUACCGAACUUGACGAGAUUACCUUUACAAUUGACCAUUGCGUGACCGAGGAGGACGCCUAUCCACUGACCUAUCAGCUACUAAGUUCUUUUAGUGGCAGCAAUAAAAGGUCAAUGACCCCUGCUGGCGUACGACCCCUAAUAAAUAUCGUCGGACCCCCAGCGAGAGAAGGCUUGGGAAACAGAUCAUUCUUUGCCCACGUGUGUAAUGCACAUGGUAGCUGUUCAUACUUCAGUCUUGUGGCAUCGAUAGAAAUGAGGUCAUCUCUAGACUCAGAAGCUUUGAAAGUUGUCAUCGUUUCUCAAGAAGCUCUGAAAGGUAAUACCAACCAAGACCUGUUAGCGUUCCUCGGUUUAAUCGCACUAAGUAAAGUCGAAGAAAGACUAGCCGCAGUCAGACGACGACGAGCAACCGAAACUAGCGAUCGUGCAACGGAGCAACUGAGGCUUCUCUAUAGCGCUAUAACUACAUCAGUACUCGACAGGCCGACAGCGAGUACUCUGAUAGAUGCCUGUCCAGGGAUCGCCAUCGAUGACUUAUCAUCAGAGGACAUAGAUAAUUUCCUUGACAAGCUGCACGCUCUUGUUUCUGUGUUUGGGUGCGAUCAAGAGAUUCCUGCUAACAGCGCCUCGGUCGUUCUGUCGAUCAUCGAACAAAUUCAGGCUAUGACUGAUGAUGAAGACACUAUGAAGAUGUGCAGAGAGUUGACAAUGAGUUUGACCAAGGCUAACUCUGCUGGCCUUAUCCUUGGGGACUCUCCUGUGGAGACGUCAUCGGAUGCAUUGACGUCAACUCUCUUCUAUGAUAUCCCACAAGGAUCAUUCAAUACACUGUCUGGAGAGGGCGCUUUCCAGGUUGACCUUGGAAGUGACAUUGCUGAAAUGUAUGGCGGCUACUGGAAAUGUGGUAGAGGACGGUGCAUUGGGAUAAAUAUUCAAUUCGACCAGUACUCUGACAAUACUGAUCCAUACUCAACCGAAGACGAAGAUCGUGAUAACCGGGCAUCCGCCAUAUUGAAUAUCGCCCUCUACGACCCUUCCAGCUGUGAAGAACUGAUGGUGUCAUCUCUGAGCGACCCAAUCCGUAUUAACAUGACAGUGAGCGCAAUGAAGAGGAAUCAUAAAUUCAAAUGCCAUAUCUGGGAUGAAGAGGAUAAGGAAUGGACUAGCGAUGGAAUAGAGACAAAGGAGAUAGAUAACCAGAUGGUAGAGUGUAAGGUUCAACGCACUGGUACGUGUGUCAUCCUAGCUACGGAGAGGGGAGGGGCAAACAAAACCGUGGUCAUCAUCGUGAGUAUCAUCGGAACCCUGCUCAUUCUAACCCUCAUCAUCGUCAUCGUCAUCUUCAUACUGAAGAAGAAACAGAAAGAUAAGGGAGAUGGGAAUGUCGCCACCAACGACAGAAGCACGGCAGUGGCAACGGCUAUGACGUCAGAUGGGAAAGAGAUGGACGGUUCCAAAGAGGCCUCUACAGAGUAUGCCUAUGACUUCAACAUGCAGAACAUGGCCCAAAAGGUGAACUGCUAGAGGGCGCACUUCAUCAGAUCCCGAUAUCAAAUCUACAUGUAAAUCGAUACCAGAUAGUCUCACCUUCCCGGUUUGAUCAAAAUUGAUUUGAAUAUUACAGGGAUUCAAAUUUUGCGCGGAUCUACAUCACAACUGUUGCAACUGAAAUCAUAUCUGGUAUUAAAUCAAUAUGACAAUUUAUCCUUUUGAUACCAUUGGAGACCAGAUGCUUGUUUUAUUGUAAAAUAAAUCUGCAUGAAGUGUGGGUUUUAUUUAUUUCGUAUCUUUAUCGUAUGAAAAUGCCAUUUAGCUUUAAUUUAGACACAAUAUGUAGGAAAUUGUAAAUAAUACAUGAUUACUUUUUAUUAUUACGCGGAUGAUUUAUAAAUGGAUUUUAAAUUCAGUGCAUUUAUACA
This is a messenger RNA of Strongylocentrotus purpuratus (purple sea urchin), 3917 nucleotides long. RefSeq lists its product as uncharacterized. Lineage: Eukaryota; Metazoa; Echinodermata; Echinoidea; Camarodonta; Strongylocentrotidae. The record is from RefSeq and is a predicted model, not a curated record. The transcript has 21 exons. Bases 1 to 3522 code for a protein of 1173 amino acids.